Poecile atricapillus (Black-capped chickadee) is the source of this 6786-nucleotide messenger RNA. RefSeq names its product adhesion G protein-coupled receptor G6 (gene ADGRG6). The transcript has 26 exons. Gene Ontology annotation, cellular component: membrane. Gene Ontology annotation, biological process: cell surface receptor signaling pathway; adenylate cyclase-activating G protein-coupled receptor signaling pathway; heart trabecula formation. Bases 362 to 3943 code for a protein of 1193 amino acids. The record is from RefSeq and is a predicted model, not a curated record. Gene Ontology annotation, molecular function: G protein-coupled receptor activity; laminin binding. Lineage: Eukaryota; Metazoa; Chordata; Aves; Passeriformes; Paridae.
GUCGGUGCCGUGGAGCAGCUCCUGGGAGCUGUGCUUGGGGCCCCGUCCUGUCCCCGGAGCGCUGGGCCGGGCCGGGGCCGCCACCUGACUGCGGGGAGCGGGGAGAGGGCGGGGCGGCUCCCCUGCGCUCCCGAGUUUCCCCGAGUUGAGCAAAGAGAGAGGCAGGUCCCGGCGCGGCGCGGGGUGGGAGAAGCGGAUCGCGGCGGAGGAGGAGCGGAUCGGCGCGGGCGUGGAAGAGAGGUGGGCAAGGAGCGAUGACCUUAGCGGGGAGCCGGCGAGGGAGCGGGCCAGAGGCAGAGCGAGCGGCAGCGCGGGAGGAUGGUUGCUGAGAGCCGGAGGAGAGCCGCCCCGUAAUGUCACCAUGAUGUCUCAUGUGAGUGAAAUGUGGUGCUAUCACUGGAAAUGGAAGCUGCAGCACUGUCUCUGCAUGUUAACCACAUAUAUUAUAUGCAUGCAGCAAGCAGCUCAUGGAUGCUAUGACUGUAGGACCGUGCUCACUGACCCUUCUGGAGUUUUCACUUCUCCAUGCUUCCCCAGUGACUAUCCCAACAGCCAAGCGUGCAAGUGGAUCAUCCGAGCACCUCAUGGAUUUAUCAUACAGCUAACAUUUAUUGAUUUCGACAUUGAAGAAGCUCCGGGCUGCAUUUAUGAUUCACUGACAUUAGACAAUGGAGAAAGCCCAAUGAACCUUUGUGGCAUCACUGCCAAAGGAUUAUCCUAUAAUUCUACCGGAAAUGAAAUGAUUGUGUCAUUUAAAAGUGACUUCAGUAUCCAAAAGAAAGGUUUUAAUGCCAGCUAUGUACGAAUUGCUGUGUCUCUGAGGAAUCAGAAAGUCAUCGUUCCCCAGGUUCCUGACAUCGAUGCUGUGUCUGUGGCAGAGACUGUCUCAGUGCCAGAGCUCCGACAGUUUACGCUGUGCUUUGAAGCAACCAAGGGCAACAGCGAUGACAACGACGACUGGAAGGUUUUCUCCUACACUGAUGCAUUGUUGAGAGAGCUCUUCAGCUUCGGGAAGACCACAAAAGGCCAUUUUCUGUCCAUCUCAGGCACACAGUGCAUCCUAAAGAAUGCAUUGCCCCGAAAUGCAGAGUUUUUCACUGGAACAUUUCAACAGCUGUGUGUUGUAUGGGACAGCUUUUUGGGCACUGUAGGUAUAUAUGCCAAAAGCACCUAUCACAUAGUGAACUGUCCAGAGAUCCUUGGCAAGGUUAUCCCUGGAAAUGGUAGGCUGGUGCUGGGCUCUAACAGCAAUGAAGUGAGCUCUCUAAAUGGGGACAUUUACAACUUCCGCCUCUGGAAUUUCACCAUGAAUGCGCAAACACUGGCCAACCUCAGCUGCGAUGUGAAAGGAAACAUUGUAGACUGGGAAAAUGAAUUCUGGAGUAUUCCAACUUCAGCACUGAAAGCAGAAAACAAUUUGAGUUGUGGCUCAUACCUAAUUCCCUCUUCUUCAAUUGAACCAACCAGUUGUGCAAACUUAGGAAGUCUUUGCCAAGCUACUGUAAAUGCUACUACUCCUACACCACCCACUGUCACCACUAACAUGCCUGAUACUAAUAGAAACGAUAAGCCAAACAAUGGUGGGCUAUUCUACAGGAUAUCUAUAGUUGUCUCUAGUUCCAACCCCAACUCGGUGUCAAAAGUCCAUGAUGUCGUUGCAGAAUGGCUGAACCGUACUUUCCAGAACUGGAAUUACACUGUGUAUGUGGUCAAUAUCAGCAUCCACCCUGCCUCCAUAAGAGAGGGAGCAAGACAAAAAAGGAGUAUUAAAAGUUUCAGUGCUUUGGCUCUUCUGGUAUAUAACUCUACCAACAACAUCAAUUUAGAAGAGGAAGACAUCCGACUGAAGCUCAUAAGUAAUAAUCGAACCAUGGAAGAAGGUUACCAACUUCAUACUGUGGAUGUUGAUCCAGUGGAAAAAUGUUUAGCUGAAGAAAACCCUCCAAAUUAUUUUUGGCCAGAUACCAGGCCUACUGUGACCAACUUCACAUUUUGCCACGGGAGCUCAGUUCAGACUGCAUCAAGAACCUGCUAUUUGGGUCUGCAGAAUUAUACAUCAUACUGGGGUCAGCCUGAUCUUAGAAAUUGCACAGAAAAUGCAGCAGAUAUCGCCAAUCAGCUUCUGAAUCUCACUGGUGAGGGACAGCAGCUGACCUCAGACAAAGUAAAUGACGUUGUGCAGAAGCUCAAAAAAAUUGUGAACGAUGAAGAAAUCGAUGAAUCUCUGGGUUCUACCGUGGUGACAAUUUUUUCCAAUAUUCUGACCAGUUCAGACAGUGUAUUGGCAGCCUCAUCUUCAGAAGCUCUAAAAACUAUCGAUGCCUUGGCUUUAAAGAUCCAUUUUGCUGGACCAUCCAUGAGUAUUUCAACACGAAAUCUCGCACUUGGAGUGUCUUCUAUAAAUUCAACUUCAUUCAAAGGUGGUUCUUUCAGCGUCAGUCCACAGAAUAAUGCAUCUGAUUUCCAGAUAGAUUUUGAUAAGGAUCAGUCAAGUGCUAUCGCCUCGGUUGUUCUGCCACCAAGUUUACUGAAGAAUUUAAGUCAAGAUGAGUUUGAAGUUAUAUCCAGGGCUCAGUUUACUUUCUUCAAUAAAAAUGGUCUUUUUCAGGAUGCAGAAAAUCCUGCCAAUUUGACCAGUUUUGUGGUGGCAUGCAGUAUUGGAAACUUAACCAUUCAGGAUCUUCAGGAUUACGUGAAGGUUACAAUCAAGCAUACCAAAAUUCAGGAAGAUCCUAAACCUACCUGUGUCUUCUGGGAUAUGAACAAAAAUGGUGGCAAUGGUGGCUGGAACCCUGCGGGCUGCCAGGUGGAUGCAGAGUCCAAUGAAAAUGAAACUGUGUGCUUAUGCAACCACCUCACACAUUUUGGGGUCCUAAUGGACCUGCAGAGAACCGUGACACAAAUCGACCCACAGAACACCAAGGUCCUGACCUUUAUCACUUACAUAGGCUGUGGAAUAUCUGCUAUAUUUUCAGCUGCAACUCUUCUGACAUACAUUGCAUUUGAGAAAUUACGAAGAGAUUAUCCAUCCAAAAUCCUGAUGAAUCUGAGCACAGCCCUGCUCUUCCUUAACCUGAUUUUUUUGCUUGAUGGCUGGAUUGCAUCCUUCGAUAUUGAUGGCCUCUGCAUAGCUGUAGCUGCACUUUUGCACUUUUUUCUUCUGGCCACCUUUACAUGGAUGGGAUUGGAAGCUGUUCACAUGUACAUUGCUCUAGUGAAGGUGUUCAACACGUAUAUACGGCGAUACAUACUGAAGUUUUGCAUCAUUGGCUGGGGUUUGCCAGCUCUGGUGAUAGCAAUCAUUUUAGCAAGUGCUAAUACAAAUGCAAGUCAUGUUUAUGGCAAAGAGUUAUAUGGCAGAGAUGCUAAUGGGCAAGGAGGAGAUGAUUUCUGCUGGAUCAAGAAUGAAGUUGUCUUUUACGUGACUUGUGCUGGCUACUUCGGAAUCAUGUUUCUGAUGAAUGUUGCCAUGUUUAUUGUGGUGAUGGUGCAAAUCUGCGGGAGGAAUGGGAAAAGAACCAACCGGAGCCUGAAGGAAGAGAUCUUGAGGAACCUCCGUAGCGUGGUCAGCCUGACCUUCCUCCUGGGCAUGACAUGGGGCUUUGCCUUUUUUGCCUGGGGUCCCCUAACUCUUGCUUUCCUGUACCUCUUCUCAAUUUUCAAUUCAUUGCAAGGCUUGUUUAUAUUUGUAUUCCAUUGUGCUAUGAAAGAAAAUGUGCAGAAACAGUGGAGGAGACAUCUCUGUUGUGGCAGAUUCCGACUGGCAGACAAUUCAGAUUGGAGCAAAACAGCAACCAAUAUUAUAAAGAAGAGUUCUGAUAAUCUUGGGAAAUCCUUAUCCUCUAGUUCCAUCGGCUCCAAUUCAACCUACCUAACAUCCAAAUCAAAAUCUACAACAAACACAUAUUGCAAACGAAACAGCCAUACAGAUAAUGUCUUCUAAGGCCCUUUCCUCAUCAGUGGUGGAGCAUUACAGAGAAUGUUUUUCUUGACAAGCCAUCUUCAAAAUUUGCCCAAGAGGAUGGAGAACAGACAUCAAUCAUCCCUGUCCACCAGGUUAUUGACAAGGUCAAAGGAUACUGCAAUCCUCACUCCGACAACUUCUAUAAAAAUAUCAUCAUGUCCGACACAUUUAGUCGCAGCACAAAGUUCUAACUGGGCUUCUAAUUUACUAGUUUUUUUAAAUCAAAAGAAAUACAAAAAGUCUACCUGAAAUUGAGAAUAUUGGAUGUCAUAGAAUGUGACCUGUUCAGUUAUUUUUUUCCCAGUUUAUAGUGUUCUCCUGCAAACAGCUUCCACUUACGGACUGAUUUUUUAAAAAUUUUACUACUGUAGAAAACAGCAAUUUUCUACCAUGGUAUUGAGCUGUUUUUAAAUUUACAGCACAUACUGUAAAUGCCAGCCAGCCAACAAGAUGCCUGGACAGCUAAUAGUAACCCUGUGUAAAUAUCUUUUAAGACUGAAGGGCCACAAGCCUAACUUUAAAUUAUGUAAUCCAAACAGAAGCAAGUCUUGACUCCUGGAGAAAAUAGCAGACAUGUCAUGCAGUACAGGCAAGCUUCUAUUGUGCAGUUAGCUGAUGGUCUUUUUCUUUUGAAAAAUACGUAUUUUCCCUAUGACAUCUGUUAGAGUCUUGCUUCUUGAAUGUCUAGUGCUGUUCUUUAUUUAUAAGUGAGUAAAACCCUAGUACCACUUAAAGGAUUAUUUUAAACCAUUUCUGCCUAAAAAGACCUGAUCAUGAAAACCUUACUCACCAAAACAGUAUGUGCUGUAAAUGCAGGCCAAUUUGUACCCAUAUACAUAGAAAAACAGUUUACACCAAGUUGUGUUUCAGCAUUUAUUGAUUGGUAUGUAUGAAAUGCAGUGUCUUCCAUCUCGAGUCAACAUUUAAUGUUCUUUUUUCACAAAACAAAAUAACAAAAAGAUGUUCAACUAUAUAUAGAUAUAUAAAUAUAUACCUAGAACUCUCUCUAUACACAUAUUUUUAUAAUAAUACACACAGUAAGUAUGACAACGUAUACCAGAGACAAUCUAAAAACUAUGGACGGUGCUAAAACUUAAGUUUAAAUAUUUAAAUGCAACAUGAAUUCUUUGUAAAGCCAUGAGUUUGUCAGUCUCUGUGCUUCACAUAUACUGUAUGUAUAGAUGCCUCCAUCAGAUGGCAUUGCAGCAUUAGGAUAACCUGGAAUAUGUGUACUAAAAAUAAAUAAACAGCAUUUUUCUGGGCACAUAACUUUAUCAGUAUCAGUAUCCCUCUGUUGCCCUGUUGCAUUACAUGAUGGAGGUUGUUGGAUGCACAGAGUUUAAAUGGUGUUCAGGCAAUAUUAAGGAAUUCCACAUUGCUAUACUGUGUCCAUAAUGACACUGAGGGCUGAGGGGGUGUGUGUGCAGAGAACAGACAAGAGCAUAAAAUGCUUACUUGUUUUACUCUCUAUAAAUGUGUGACAUAUUAGCAAGUGAGCUUGAGUGCCAAAAGGGUAUCUCUCCUCAUGAACCAUGUUUCACCCCAUGAUAAGCUUUAUAACAACUGUACCUGCACAUGUUUCUGAAGGCAUGUGCUGAAACAUAAAAGGUUUUUUCAAGUACUGCUUUCAGAGGACGAUGUCUCAUAAUCAAUGUUUUAAUUUUUAAAAUUAUCCCUUUUUUUAACCAAAAUAUUUUUAGCCACAUAUUUAAUUAUUUUAAUUCAGAGAGCAUAAAUUUGUGCUGAGAUUUUUCUGUUGCCAAGCAGGUGGAUGCUCAGUGAUUAGGGAUGUGGAUUUGUGCUUUCUCUGCUCUUUGCACUUGCUUUUGUGUGCAGAGAUCAUUUAAUGCUGUGACCACACAAAUGGCACGUUUUCCCUGGCUGCAAACACCUGGUGGGAGGAGCAUGUCCUGACGGUAUUCCACCCAGGAACACUGCUGUCGCUACACGGACCUGAAUGAAACCUCAGUCUCAUAACUGCAAAUAUAUUUGUGGUGUAUGAAUGGAAGUCAACCCCAUUCACUGAAACUCUAAUUUAAAAAGGGAUGAGUGUUGUCAGAUAUCUUUAAUAAUUGAAAUAAUUUACAGAACAAUUAUAUACAAGCAUUUACUGAACUUAUAUUUUAUCAUCCCACUUGCUUAACUACUGUAGAUAAUAGUGUUCACAUAGCAGCUUACUGUGAGGUUUCUACCUGAUUCAGAUGUUCGGAAGUGAAGAAAAGAAAAACCAAACAUUCCUGAAAAAAUGAGGAAUCAAUAAAACAUAAUAGAUAAUAAAAUAUAAAUAAAAAGAAAACACAGUAUCCUGAAUGAAGCUGAGCUGUAACCUAUCAUUUUAAUGUACAUCUACCUGUAUUUUUUGCUGAAUUAAGAUAUUUUUUCUUUUUUUUACUACCAUGUAGUAAUCUUAAACUGUCUGUGUCACUUAGUUGCUCUUGAAUGCUCUCAAUUCUACAAUGUAUAGCUUCUGUACAUGCUGUAACCUCCCUUGUACAUAUUUAUUUAUUUGUGAGGUUAAAUAUGUCAAAUAUACUUAGCACUAUAAUGACUGUUCUUGUUACUUUAAUGCUAAGUUUCUGCUUCAUCAUAGAAGAAGAGGGAAAGAAUAAUUUCUUUUAUGUUUUUUUCUAAAUAACUUGUGAAACCAUUUACUGUAGCUCUAUCUUUGGCAACUUUCAGGAAACUUGUCAGUGUAAUUUGUGAUACUAGUCAGUGAAAUAUAAUGUAACAGGUUUGAAGAUGGACUAAAAUGGAAAGAAACAUUUUCAAGUAAACAUUUUUUAUGUUAGUGUUCCAAAUAAUUAAAGCCUUUUAAUAGUGAA